Molecule: messenger RNA, 963 nt
Organism: Pygocentrus nattereri (red-bellied piranha)
Lineage: Eukaryota; Metazoa; Chordata; Actinopteri; Characiformes; Serrasalmidae
Product: glutathione S-transferase P
Exons: 7
Coding region: 126-752 (208 amino acids)
Biological process (GO): glutathione metabolic process
Cellular component (GO): cytosol
Molecular function (GO): glutathione transferase activity
Source: RefSeq, a predicted model, not a curated record
CUCAGCAAUAAGCGGGAGGCGGUCACCGCCUAUAAAACCAGCUGCACGACCCACGUCUUCACCCCAAGACUUCCACUCAGAGACGCGCGGGAAGGAACUGAGGUCCAACCAACCCACCCGAGACAAUGGCUCCCUACACCAUCACCUAUUUUCCUGUGAGAGGCCGAUGUGGUGCGACUCGGAUAAUGCUGUCUGACCAGGGUCAGGAGUGGAAGGAGAUUGUGGUAAACUUUGAGGAGUGGAUGAAGGGAGACCUGAAGAAAACCUGUGUGUUUGGACAGUUGCCCAAAUUUGAGGAUGGUGACCUGGUUUUGUUUCAGUCAAAUGCCUUUUUGAGGCAUCUGGGUCGCAGACAUGGUGCUUAUGGCAAGAAUGACUGUGAAGCCGCCCACAUCGACAUGUUUGCCGACGGAGUGGAAGAUCUUCGCACUAAAUACUUAAAAAUGAUCUACCAGGAAUAUGAAACUGGUAAAGAUGCCUACAUCAAAGACCUUCCCAACCACCUGUGCAAGUUCGAAGCUGUUCUGGCCAAGAACAAAAGUGGCUUCCUCGUCGGUGACUCGAUCUCCUUUGCAGACUACAGCCUCUUUGAGGUGCUGCUGAACCACCAGGUGCUGAGCCCCACUUGCCUGGACUCCUUCCCUGCCCUUAACAGCUUUGUGGCAACGUUGUCUGCCCGGCCCAAGAUCAAAGCUUUCCUGGACUCAGAAGACUACAAGAAACUGCCCAUCAAUGGCAACGGCAAGCAGUAAUUCUGCUGUGGCUGAAGGAGUGUAGAGAGAUCUGCUCUAAAGCCUUUAACUUGUAAACCUCAUCGUACCUCAAUAUGUUUUAUUGAUUAGUGAAGCAUUGCACUUUGUGGGUACUUUUUGUUUUUGGUAAGACUUAAUGCUGUUUGAUACUCUUUUUGACUGACUAAAAUGUGUGUCAUUUAUUGGAAAUUAAAAAAAAGGCAGAAAAACA